Priceomyces carsonii is the source of this 750-nucleotide messenger RNA. RefSeq lists its product as uncharacterized. The coding region runs from base 1 to 750 and encodes 249 amino acids. NCBI's taxonomy places the organism in Eukaryota, Fungi, Ascomycota, Pichiomycetes, Serinales, Debaryomycetaceae. The transcript has 2 exons. The record is from RefSeq and is a predicted model, not a curated record.
AUGUCACAUACUCAUGAGUCAAGUGGACCUGAUAAACGCAAUGCCAGAGGAAGGUUUGGAUGGGUUAGGCGCUUGAUGCAAGGCCAAACUAGACAACAAGGAGGAGAUAUUGGAGGAGAUGGAUCGCCAAUAGUAAGACAGUAUCAAGAGAAUGCUGCUGUACCUCAUCGACUGUCCAAUAUACUGAGGAAUAAAGUACUGAAACCAGAGCUAUCAGAUGACAAUCAUAGCGGCACUGGGGCUCGUCGAUCGUAUUCACUAAGAAGUCGUGAGUCUUCGUAUGAGUGUGACUCAAACCCAGAUAAACGUAGUACAAGUGAUUUCUCUAAUGGAGAUAACAUCAGUACGACACCAUUGAAAUCGAUCGUAUCUGUACAGUCUACGCAAUCUCCAUCAAUACUCAGUGAUAAUAAUCAGGAUCAGACAUCAGGGGUUGCAUCUACCGCAGAGACAUCUCUUGCUCCAAGUGUACAUACUACAGCAACAGCUUUUACACCUACGCCCAACACAAUAGGAUACCAAGAGCGAGAUAGUGAAUCUAUAGUCACAUUGGCGAGUUCCUCGAGAAGAAUAAGAAGAAGAAGCAUUGACACAAAUUGCAGCACUGCUGGAAUUCCCCCUGCCAGUAUAAUGGAGAGGCUAUCAACGCAACCGACUGCAGCGAACAGUUCGUACGCUGUCAGCAUUAAGACUAAUGAUAGAGCAGAACCAUCGCAGUCGAGUACUAAUGAUCCAGGGGAUCUCACUUGA